AAAAUAAAUGAACUCAAUAGUGGGAUUAUAACUGCACUCAAAAGCAAAUUGGUGGAAAUGUAACCACACCACUAAUUUCUUGCGUCAUUUUUUCUUUUAAUAAAAUAAAAAUAAAAAAGCAUGUAUUCACAAUCAUCACACUCUCCUUAGAAACAAACACUUUUUAGCCCUUUUUCCAUUCCCAAAGAAACUUCUCUUUUACCAAUUUCCCUUUUUCUCCAAAAAUUCUCGUACCCAACCUCGCGUGACCCACGCUUCUCUUUCUUCUUAUCUCUGCAAAUUGCUAUAUAAAUUUUCCCUCCUAUACCCACUCACCCACCAACAUUGAGAUUCCGAUGGGCGGCAGCGGCGGUGGAAUUCGAAAUUCAUGGGGGAAAAUGGAGAGAGCUUUAAACGAUGCAAUUGCACGCAGCAUGGUGGGAAAAUAUUUCAAACUUGAAGCUCGAAAUACCUGUUUCACUAAGGAAUUACGAGCCGGUUUAGCCACUUUUCUUACAAUGGCUUAUAUCAUCACCGUUAACGCCAAUAUCCUCACCGAUUCCGGCGGCAUGUGUUCAAUGGCUGACUGCUCUGCACCAGCGAACGGAACCGCCGCGCCGGAUUGCAUGUUCAAGCCAAAUCCCGGCUACCAAAAUUGCCUUUCAAAAACCAAGAGCGAUCUCAUGGUCGGCACUAUUUUAUCGGCUAUGAUCGGUUCGUUCGCCAUGGGAGUUCUUGCCAAUCUUCCUUUAGGCCUCGCGCCUGCUAUGGGCCCAAAUGCUUAUUUAGCCUAUAAUUUAGUGGGCUUUCAUGGAUCCGGCCCAAUCAAAUACCAAACCGCGCUGGCUAUUUUCUUGGUUGAAGCUUGUGCGUUUAUUGCUGUUUCCGCGUUGGGGAUUCGUGCAAAGCUCGCGAAACUCAUACCUAAUUCUGUUCGGUACGCUUGCGCUGCUGGGAUUGGGCUCUUUAUAGCUUUUGUGGGCUUGCAAGCCCACCAAGGAUUGGGCUUAAUUGGGCCUGAUUCGGCUACAUUGGUUACACUCACUGCCUGUAGUCGUACAAAUCCAGAGACCGGAGAAUGUCUUGGAGGAAAAAUGCAAAGCCCAACGUUCUGGCUUGGUUCCAUUGGGUUUGUGAUAAUGGCUUAUGGGCUAAUGAAGGAUUUUAAAGGGAGUAUGAUAUACGGCAUCGUUUUUGUCACUUUUGUGUCUUGGUUUAGAGGCACGGCUGUGACGUAUUUCCCUCACAGCCCACUCGGUGACCAGAAGUACAAUUACUUCAAAAAAGUGGUGGACUUUCACAAAAUCGAAACCACGGCCGGUGUUGUUAGCUUCAACGGCUUCAACAGAACGGAAGUUUGGGUAGCCCUAGGAACGCUGUUUUACAUCGAUGUACUCGCGACGACGGGGACGCUUUUCACCAUGGCGGAAAUCGGCGGAUUUGUGAACGAAAGAGGAAAUUUCGAAGGUGAAUACAUGGCGUAUAUCGUCGAUGGUUGUUCGACUGUGGUGGCGGCGAUGCUUGGAGUUUCGCCGGUUGCGACGUACGUGGAAUCAUCGGCAGGGAUUAGAGAGGGAGGGAGGACGGGGAUUACGGCAGUGGUGGUGAGCUUUUGUUUUAUGAUGUCGUUGUUUUUCACGCCGUUGCUGUCGAGUGUGCCGCCGUGGGCGAUCGGACCGUCGUUGGUGAUGGUCGGAGUGAUGAUGAUGAAGGUGGUGAAAGAGGUAGACUGGGGAAACGUGAAGGAAUCGGCGCCGGCUUUUGUAACGAUGGUUUUGAUGCCGUUAACGUAUUCGAUAGCGAAUGGGAUUGUGGGUGGGAUUGGGGUGUACGUUGCGAUGAGUUUAUACGACAACGUUAUGAGGUUGAUGAAUUGGUUGAUGAAGAUGAGGAGGGUUGUGGCGAAAGAGCAAAAUCAGGUCUCGGCUAAUGUUGUCAAUACAGAGUUGACAUCUAGUCGUACAAAUCCAGAGACCGGAGAAUGUCUUGGAGGAAAAAUGCAAAGCCCAACGUUCUGGCUUGGUUCCAUUGGGUUUGUGAUAAUGGCUUAUGGGCUAAUGAAGGAUUUUAAAGGGAGUAUGAUAUACGGCAUCGUUUUUGUCACUUUUGUGUCUUGGUUUAGAGGCACGGCUGUGACGUAUUUCCCUCACAGCCCACUCGGUGACCAGAAGUACAAUUACUUCAAAAAAGUGGUGGACUUUCACAAAAUCGAAACCACGGCCGGUGUUGUUAGCUUCAACGGCUUCAACAGAACGGAAGUUUGGGUAGCCCUAGGAACGCUGUUUUACAUCGAUGUACUCGCGACGACGGGGACGCUUUUCACCAUGGCGGAAAUCGGCGGAUUUGUGAACGAAAGAGGAAAUUUCGAAGGUGAAUACAUGGCGUAUAUCGUCGAUGGUUGUUCGACUGUGGUGGCGGCGAUGCUUGGAGUUUCGCCGGUUGCGACGUACGUGGAAUCAUCGGCAGGGAUUAGAGAGGGAGGGAGGACGGGGAUUACGGCAGUGGUGGUGAGCUUUUGUUUUAUGAUGUCGUUGUUUUUCACGCCGUUGCUGUCGAGUGUGCCGCCGUGGGCGAUCGGACCGUCGUUGGUGAUGGUCGGAGUGAUGAUGAUGAAGGUGGUGAAAGAGGUAGACUGGGGAAACGUGAAGGAAUCGGCGCCGGCUUUUGUAACGAUGGUUUUGAUGCCGUUAACGUAUUCGAUAGCGAAUGGGAUUGUGGGUGGGAUUGGGGUGUACGUUGCGAUGAGUUUAUACGACAACGUUAUGAGGUUGAUGAAUUGGUUGAUGAAGAUGAGGAGGGUUGUGGCGAAAGAGCAAAAUCAGGUCUCGGCUAAUGUUGUCAAUACAGAGUUGACAUCUGUAGUUUAGAUUAUUUUAAAAGGUUUUUUAAUAUUUUAAAAAAUAGGGGUGGAGGAAUAUAAUGUGUUUGAUCUACUAACAAUGGGGGCGGGGACAAUCUUUUUUUCUUUUUUCUUUUUUUUUUUUCUGGGUGGGGGGUCUAACUUAAGUGGAAGUUGCAAGCCAUCCAUUGUAAUAGAUCAAACACUUUAAUUUUCUUGUAAUAUGUACUAAUGUUUUGUUUUGGACAACUAAAAUGUUUGAGAAAAAAAAUUAUUUUUCCCCAUUUCUUAUUCCUU
Messenger RNA from Benincasa hispida (wax gourd), 3115 nucleotides. Lineage: Eukaryota; Viridiplantae; Streptophyta; Magnoliopsida; Cucurbitales; Cucurbitaceae. The record is from RefSeq and is a predicted model, not a curated record.